Acanthamoeba castellanii str. Neff is the source of this 2784-nucleotide messenger RNA. RefSeq names its product RhoGEF domain containing protein. The record is from RefSeq and is a predicted model, not a curated record. Bases 1 to 2784 code for a protein of 927 amino acids. Lineage: Eukaryota; Discosea; Longamoebia; Acanthamoebidae. The transcript has 19 exons. Gene Ontology annotation, molecular function: guanyl-nucleotide exchange factor activity.
AUGUCCGAAAUCGUGCCGUCGCCAUCGUCUGAAGGCGGUGGACCCAUGGGGCGCCUCCCCCCGCGCCCCGGUGGUGGGUCUACUAUCACGUCCCCCUCGGGCCGCACCAAGCACCUGCCUCCCGCUACGCCGCCACCGCCGGUGCCGCCCAACGCGGCGCCCUUUGGCCGCAUGGGCGGCCGCGGCCUGCCGAGCCUGCCGCCGACCCCAGUAAACGGCGGCCCCCUGCCGACCGGCGGCAGCGCCAUCCUCCCGGGCGGCCGCGGCCCGCCGCCCAUGCCGCCCCGCCAGGCCCAGCCGGGAAUCACCCGCUCGGCCACCACCGGCCUCCUGGUCCACUCGGCCUCGGUCAAUACCGGCGGCAGCGUGAGCGGCGGCUUCGCGAGCACUCCGCAGCAGUCGCAGGCCAUGUUCGGCGGCGCGGCCGGCGGCGCGAUGGGCGCCGGCGAGCUCCAGGAGCUGGGCGAGCUGCUGGGUGGCGUGCCCACCCCGCCGGGCAGCAACGGAGGCUCGAUGGACGAAUCGCCGUCGUCGACCACGGCGUCCCCGACGGGCAGCCUCAGCUCGGCGGCGUCGCGCAAGCGGCCGCCGCCACCGCCGCCGCGCGGCAUCAGCCCGUUGGCAUCGUCGGCAUCCGCAAUGUCGCCUCCCUCCCUGUCCUCCCCCCGCCACUCGGCGCGCUCGCCGUUGAGUGCGUCGGCGGAGAGCAUCACCGAACUGACUCCCGACGCGGAGUCCGGGGCCUCCCAGUCGCCCUCGGAGCUCCUCUCCUCCUCCGCGUCGGCCAUCGGCGUACCAGUCGGACCGGGCCACAAGCUGGACGACGAUCCCCACCGCGCCAAUAUCGUGCAGGAGAUUCUGAGUACCGAGAAGGCCUACGUGUCACAGAUCUCGCUGCUGAUCAAGAAUUACAAGGGACCCUUGAACACUCUGGCGAUGACCAAUUCGGAUCUGGUCAAGCAGGAGGACAUCAAGGUCAUGUUCUCCAAUAUUCACUUGAUCCUUCCCCUCAACCAAACCAUGUUGAAGGACCUCCAGGCCCGCAUCGACACGUGGUCUCCCAAGCAAAAGCUGGGCGACGUGUUCGUUCAGCUGGGUCCGUUCCUUAAGAUGUACAACGAGUACGGUAACAACUACAAGCAGGCACUGGCCCUCUACAACCACUACGUAGCCACGUGCCCCAAGUUCGUCGAAACGAUCAACCUGUGCAAGCUGACCUGCAAGCCACCCAUGAACCUCGAGUCGCUGCUCAUUACCCCCGAUUUGAUCAAGAACACGGACGCGACGCACCCUGACUACGACGAUCUGUGCAAGGCCCUCGCCCUCAUGAAGGACGUGUCGCAACACAUUAACGAGAGUGUCAAGAAGACAGACAAUCUGCGCAAGCUCGCCGAGGCCUCGUCCAAGGGCGCCGGCUUCAGAGGCCUGAUGGAAGCCCAUCGGCAACUGAUACGCGACGGACUGCUCCAGACCGUAGACUCGCGAGGGCACAAGGAGAAGAUGCACUUCUUCCUGUUCAACGACAUCCUGGUGUUCGCCAACAAGAACGACGUCAAGAAGCAGACCGACAUGACCAAGCUGAGCUCCCAGUGGCCUCUCGAACUCGUUUGGCUGGGCAAGACGACGGGUACGGCGAACAAGGGCGAGGUGGUGUGGGAACUGGUGGGUCCGAACACGAGCUUCACCAUCACCUGCCAACCGGACGAGAUGACCCAGUGGACCACCGCCAUCCAGAAGCUGCUCGCCGAGCGUAGCCUCGCGCCGGACUACCGCGAGGGCGCCUACGACUUUGGAGUGGCCACCUACGUGGGCCAAUGGAUGACCGGCAAGAUCCACGGGCAGGGCCGGUACUGCUACUUCGGCAACGAGUACGAGGGCGGCUUCGAGAACGGCAACAAGUCCGGGCAGGGCGUGCUCGUGUUCAACACCGGCGACGUCUACGAGGGCACCUGGGCCAACGACAUGCAGAGUGGCCAGGGCUCGUUGAGGUACUCCUGCGGUUCGCGCUACGUCGGCGAGUGGGUCAACGGCAAGAAGCAGGGCCUGGGCGAGUUCGUGUGGGCCAGCGGUGACCGGUACACGGGGAGUUGGAAGGAGGACCUCUUCUCCGGCGCCGGCAAACUCACCCUCUCCGCGGGCGUCUCCUACGACGGCUCGUGGCAGCUCGGCAAGUUCCACGGCAAGGGCACGCUGAUCUUGCCCAGCGGGAAGACCUACAUGGGCGAGUGGGUCAACGGUCAGAAGGAGGGCCACGGCGUGCUCGACACCGGCCACGGCGAACGCUACGAGGGUGUCUGGAAGGCCAACAAGAAACACGGACUGGGCACGUUCGUGGCGCCGGACUCGUGGGGCGUGCGCUACAUCGGCAACUGGGCGCUGGGCAAGAAGGAGGGCCAGGGCACGAUGUUCUACAUGGACAAUUCCAAGUACGAGGGCCAGUGGAAGGCCGACGUGCCGCACGGCAAGGGCACGCUGACCCUCAGCACGGGCGACAUCUACGCGGGCGCCUUCAAGAACGGAAAACCGGCGGGCACGGGCCAGUACACGCACGUGACCAGUUCGGUGAUCCACCAGGGCAAGUUCGCGAUGGGCAUCAAGGACGGCAAGUGCACCAUCACGCGACUCGUGAGCGAGCAGGAGAAGGCCGAGGCGCUCAAGUACCCGCCCAUGGACAAGCUCGUCGGCACCGUGGUCGACGGCCGAGUCACCUGCACCAACGCCGCCGGCGACCACACGGUGGAGGUGAUCAUGCCGCCACCAAUGCCCAACCUGGACAUGUUCUAA